AUGGUUGUCUCUCGGGGGCUAAGAAACGGGUAUUUAAGGGGUCGUUGUGUCCUCAGAUCACGACAUCCAUCCCCCAUCUCAACACCCACUUUCAAACCCACCUCCACCAUGCAACUGCUCGCCAUCCUGACCACCUUUCCCCUAGCCGCCCUCGCGGUGGUGAAUGGCCGUUGUUCCGGCAGCGCCGCCACCGGCACCUGGGGACAAAGCGGCAUCUGCAUUUCGACCGGCACCUGCAACUCUUUCGGCGGUGUCUUCAAGAGCGGUGCUUGCCCUGGUGACGCGGCCGAUAUCAGAUGCUGCCUCAUCGGCCUGGAGGGGUCGACCAACAAGCCAUGCGGUGCUCCUCGAUCAUACUGCGACUGGGACGGACAUGCCUGCUGGGGGGUUACGCACAGCGGAAAAUGUCCCGGUCCGGCAAAUUAUAGGUGCUGCCAGAGUCUGUAA
This is a messenger RNA of Podospora anserina S mat+, 447 nucleotides long. RefSeq lists its product as uncharacterized. The record is from RefSeq and is a predicted model, not a curated record. The transcript is spliced from 2 exons. The coding region runs from base 1 to 447 and encodes 148 amino acids. NCBI's taxonomy places the organism in Eukaryota, Fungi, Ascomycota, Sordariomycetes, Sordariales, Podosporaceae.